This is a messenger RNA of Porites lobata, 813 nucleotides long. The record is from the annotation of a GenBank genome assembly. Lineage: Eukaryota; Metazoa; Cnidaria; Anthozoa; Scleractinia; Poritidae.
AUGUGGGACGGAAUAUUCAGUGAUCCCUGGUCCAGCAGAUUUCAGACUUCUCAUAGUCCAUUCACUGGUUUCGGUGGAUUUUAUGCAGAAAGAGCACACCCCUUUUGGGUAAAUCCUGUUUAUUUUCCAUGUGACAAGCGACGAAAGGUUUCCCACCGGAAAAAAGCAAGAUCGGUAGACGACAGAACGGAGAAUCCAGUAUGUUAUCAUACCAGGGGAAAACCCUUGAAGAUAGAGCUUCACAAGAAACCGAAAGAGAAGACAAAUAAUAUAGAGACAUUCGAGCCAACUUUACCUCAAGACGCUGUUGAUAUUCCAGUCGAAUUUCUGCCUCCCGAAGAAGAUAAAACUCCAAGAAGAAACAGGGAGCAAAGUUCUCGCGAUACAUUUAUCGACAAUGAUGCAGUGGAAAAACCCGACGCAGUUCAGGAAAAUACUAUACGAAGUGCAGACCGGUCGGCUAACAAAGCAGAAAAUUUAGAUCUGAGUCAUGGAACUGACAAUGAAGUUGAAAGUGCGAAGGAAUCGAGACCGGUGGAAUCCGGAAAGCUUUCGGCUGUAGAGGAAGAGAAGUUAAAUGAAAUCAAGAUUCAGUUAACGAAAGCGAGGGAACUGAGACCAAGAGUUAAAGCUUUCGAAGGUUCACGACGUGACAAGGAGUUUUUGUAUUUAGAUGAACACUUGACUCAAUGCAUUCUAAGCUUGGAUUUAAUCGAUACAGAUGGACUCGAAAAUGUAAGAGUGGCUCGGAGAGAGGCUGUUUCAGAGAUUUUGUCAGUCAUAAAUAAUUUAGAAUCUAAUGUACAGGAAUAG